UUUGAAAAUGCACCAAAUAUUCCAGUUGAAUCUACUUCUGAACUGAGGACGAGCAAGUCAAGUGUGCUUGUUAAUCUGGAACAUCUACAACCAUUGCUUUCUCUUUCUGGAUGGAGAUUCUGAGCUGUUGAGGAUGCUCUGCGUCGUCGUUCUGCCCGUGGCUUUCCUGAUUGUGCGGAGCUCAAAGCUCUGCCCUCAUCAGUGUAUUUGUUACGAUGCGUCUGAGCUGGUGGACUGUCGGUCCCGAGGCUUCACGCACGUUCCCCGCAGUAUCCCACACGGCACGUGGCUCCUGGAGCUCAGUGGGAACCAGCACCUCCUUCACUGGGAUAUGGGCUCUCCGGGUCCUUCUGCUCUCUCAGAGCAACAUGCAGGCUCUGUCCUCUCUGACCUUCCUGGAAAAGCUGGACCUGGCUUACAACGAGCUCCGUGUCCUUCCUCCAGAUUUCUCUCAAGGCUUGACCGCUCUUAAAGAUCUCAAGCUUUCCCACAACGCUCUGCAACGCCUCGAGUCCCACUCCCUGGAGGACCUAGAAAGUCUGGAGAGGUUAGAUCUGUCACAACCAGGUUCAGGUUAUCGAAGUUGGUGCGUUUCGUGGCCUCGCCAUGCUAAAGCACCUUAACCUUGCAUGGAAUCAACUCAACCUUGGUUAUGGCCGAACGCAAGCAAAAGCAAAAGAUGAACCUGGAAAAAUAAGGGAAUGAUCCUAUGCCUUGGGAGUCUCGCAACAGCUAUUAGCAAUAGAGUCUUAUUUUACAUAACAGGUCUUCAUUUUUGCACAUUUUAUAGUUUUUAUCUACAAUCAAACCACAAAUCAUUCAGACACUAGAUAUAUAUUUUUUUUUUACUAGUGGGUGCAGGACACUAUAGUUUGUUUAUGUAAGUGAGGAUAGCAAAAUAAAGUAAACUGCGACAUAUUAUACACAAAAAUUCU
Messenger RNA from Cyprinus carpio (common carp), 935 nucleotides. Its product is annotated as leucine-rich repeat-containing protein 4B-like. Lineage: Eukaryota; Metazoa; Chordata; Actinopteri; Cypriniformes; Cyprinidae. Bases 216 to 623 code for a protein of 135 amino acids. The record is from RefSeq and is a predicted model, not a curated record. Gene Ontology annotation, molecular function: protein binding. The transcript is spliced from 2 exons.